AUCCGCGGUCUCCUUAGCUGUCAUGUUACGGUGAUGUGGCGGAGUCCGUGAUAGCGCAGGUUUUGUCUUUAGCUUUGGUCGAUAGCGGCUUAUUUAACGACAAAAAAAUGUCUGAUGGUGGAGGAGGCGAGGACGGCGGUGGCACGAUGGAGGUGUCUGCGGCCGUGCAGACAGUGGCGGACACCUCGGUGCUGCAGAAACACAUUAGGAAACUGGUGCCUCUGCUGCUGGAAGAUGGCGGCGAGGUGCCGGCCUCUCUGGAAACCGCCCUGGAGGAAAAGAGCGCGGUUGAACAGAUGAAAAAAUUCUUGGCCGAUCCUCAGAUUCACGCCAUUUUAGUUGAGCGGAGCUGUCUGAAAGAGGAUGUUGGAGAUGAAGGCGAGGAGGAGAAAGAGUGCAUUUCUUACUCAGUCAGUAUUGACAUCCACUAUGGGAUUAAAUCCAACAGCUUGGCUUUAAUUAAGAGAACUGGGGUCAUCGAUGCUGACAAGCCCAUUUCAACCCAAGUCCGGGUUCUAACCCUGAGUGAAGAUUCUCCCUAUGAGACACUGCAUUCUUUUAUCAGCAAUGCUGUGGCUCCCUUCUUCAAAUCCUACAUCCGGGAGUCCGGUAAAGCUGACAGGGAUGGAGAUAAGAUGGCUCCCUCCGUAGAGAAAAAGAUUGCAGAGCUUGAGAUGGGGCUGCUACAUCUGCAGCAGAACAUAGAAAUUCCAGAGAUCAGUCUCCUCAUUCAUCCCAUCAUCACCAACAUUGCCAAGCAGUGCUAUGAACGUGGGGAGAAGCCUAAGGUUACAGACUUUGGAGAUAAAGUAGAAGACCCCACCUUCCUUAACCAACUGCAGUCGGGUGUUAAUCGCUGGAUCAGGGAAAUCCAGAAGGUGACUAAACUGGAUAGAGAUCCUGCUUCUGGUACAGCACUGCAGGAAAUCAGCUUCUGGCUGAACCUUGAACGUGCCCUCAAUCGCAUUCAAGAGAAGAGAGAAAGUCCAGAGGUCUUGCUCACCUUGGACAUUCUUAAGCAUGGCAAAAGAUUCCAUGCCACUGUCAGCUUUGACACAGACACUGGUCUGAAGCAGGCUGUAGAGACUGUAAAUGACUACAACCCUCUGAUGAAAGACUUUCCACUCAACGAUCUGUUGUCAGCCACAGAGCUGGAUAAAAUCCGACAAGCCCUGGUGGCCAUCUUUACACACCUCCGCAAAAUUCGCAACACCAAGUAUCCCAUCCAGCGAGCCCUGCGUUUGGUUGAGGCCAUUUCCCGUGACCUCAGCUCCCAGCUCCUUAAAGUGCUGGGUACACGCAAGCUCAUGCAUGUGGCAUAUGAAGAAUUUGAGAAGGUGAUGGUGGCUUGCUUUGAAGUAUUCCAGACCUGGGAGGAUGAAUAUGAGAAACUACAGGUGCUCCUGAGAGACAUUGUGAAGAGAAAGAGGGAGGAGAAUCUCAAGAUGGUGUGGCGCCUCAGCCCUGCACACAGAAAGCUGCAGGCCCGUUUGGAUCAUAUGAGACGCUUUAGGAGACAGCAUGAACAGCUGAGAGCUGUAAUUGUCCGUGUGUUGAGACCUCAGGUAUCUGCUGUUCCCCAGCAUGCACAGGGUGAAGCAGUAGAACCUCCGGACAUGAAAGUGGCAGAAGUCCUUUUUGAUGCUGCCGAUGCUAAUGCCAUUGAAGAAGUCAACUUGGCUUAUGAGAAUGUUAAGGAAGUGGAUGGAUUGGAUGUCUCAAAGGAGGGAAUGGAGGCCUGGGAAGCUGCGAUGAAGCGAUAUGAUGAGCGUAUUGACCGCGUAGAGACCCGAAUUACCGCCCGCCUCCGUGACCAGCUAGGCACGGCCAAGAACGCCAAUGAGAUGUUCCGUAUCUUCUCACGCUUCAAUGCUCUCUUUGUCCGCCCCCACAUCCGUGGAGCUAUCCGUGAGUACCAGACCCAGCUUAUUCAGCGCGUGAAGGAUGACAUAGAGUCCUUGCACGACAAGUUCAAAGUGCAGUACCCUCAGAGCCAAUCUUGUAAGAUGAGCCAUGUGCGCGACUUGCCCCCGGUCUCUGGCUCAAUCAUCUGGGCCAAGCAAAUCGAUCGACAGCUGACUGCCUACAUGAAACGUGUGGAGGAUGUUCUGGGGAAAGGCUGGGAGAAUCACGUGGAGGGUCUGAAACUGAAGCAGGAUGGAGACAGUUUUCGUGCCAAGCUCAACACCCAAGAGAUCUUUGAUGACUGGGCCCGCAAAGUGCAGCAGCGCAACCUUGGCGUCUCAGGCCGAAUCUUCACCAUUGAAAGCAGUCGAGCUCGUGGCCGCACAGGAAGCAUGCUGAAACUGAAAGUUAACUUUUUGCCAGAGAUCAUUACCCUGUCCAAGGAGGUUCGUAAUCUAAAGUGGCUUAGCUUCCGUGUUCCUUUGGCCAUCGUUAACAAAGCUCAUCAGGCCAACCAGCUAUAUCCUUUUGCCAUCUCACUCAUCGAGAGCGUACGCACCUAUGAGCGUACUUGUGAAAAGGUGGAGGAGAGGAUCUCCAUUGCACCGUUGGUGGCUGGUUUGAAAAAAGAAGUUCAGGCCCUGAUCACAGAGGGCAUUGCUCUGGUCUGGGAAUCCUACAAACUUGACCCAUACGUCCAGCGACUGGCUGAAACAGUCUUCAACUUUCAAGAGAAGGUGGAUGACCUCCUUUUGAUUGAAGAAAAGAUAGACUUGGAGGUCCGCUCUCUUGAGACUUGCAUGUAUGACCAUAAAAUGUUCUCGGAGAUCCUUAACCGUGUCCAGAAGGCUGUUGAUGACCUGAAUCUGCAUUCAUAUUCCAAUCUGCCCAUCUGGGUCAACAAAUUGGACAUUGAGAUUGAGCGCAUCCUUGGAGUACGUCUCCAGGCUGGCCUUAGGGCUUGGACGCAGGUUCUUAGAGGACAGAUGGAAGACAAGGCAGAUGUAGAUAUGGACACUGAAGCACCACAAGUCAGCCAUAAGCCUGGAGGAGAACCAAAAAUCAAGAAUGUCGUCCAUGAACUGAGAAUUACAAACCAAGUUAUCUACCUUAAUCCUCCGAUUGAAGACUGCCGUUACAAGCUCUACCAGGAAAUGUUUGCAUGGAAAAUGGUCAUUCUGUCGUUGCCACGGAUCCAGAGUCAAAGAUACCAGGUGGGUGUCCACUAUGAGCUUUCUGAAGAAGAGAAAUACUACAGGAAUGCUCUGACUAGAAUGCCCGAUGGACCUGCAGCUCUGGAAGAGGCUUACAGUGCUGUCAAGGAAAAUGUCUCUGAGGUGGAACAGUAUGUCAAGGUUUGGCUGCAGUAUCAGUGUUUGUGGGACAUGCAGCCUGAGAACAUCUAUAACCGCUUGGGCGAGGAUCUCAAUAAGUGGCAGGCUCUGUUGGUGCAGAUCCGCAAAGCCAGAGGAACUUUCGACAAUGCUGAAACAAGGAAGGAGUUUGGCCCAGUAAUCAUAGACUAUGGAAAGGUCCAGUCAAAAGUGAACCUAAAAUAUGAUUCCUGGCAUAAGGAGGUGCUCAGCAAGUUUGGACAGAUGCUGGGCAAUAACAUGCAGGACUUCCAUUCCCAAAUCUCCAAGUCUCGCCAAGAGCUGGAGCAGCAUUCAGUGGAUACAGCCAGCACUUCUGAUGCUGUUACAUUCAUAACAUAUGUUCAGGCGCUCAAACGUAAGAUCAAACAGUUUGAGAAGCAAGUUGAUCUCUUCCGUAAUGGCCAGCGUCUUCUGGAGAAACAGCGUUUCCAGUUCCCUCCUUCCUGGCUAUACAUUGACAACAUAGAAGGGGAAUGGGGGGCCUUUAGUGAUAUCAUGAAACGCAAGGACACCGCUAUCCAGCAGCAAGUGGCAAACCUACAGAUGAAGAUUGUUCAGGAGGACCGUGCUGUAGAGAACCGCACCUCAGAUCUACUCACAGACUGGGAGAAAACCAAACCAGUAGCUGGAAACCUUCGUCCAGAAGAAGCCUUGCAGUCCCUCACCAUCUAUGAAGGAAAGUUUGGGCGGCUGAAGGAUGACCGAGAGAAAUGCGCCAAGGCUAAGGAAGCUUUAGAGUUAACAGACACUGGUCUUCUGAGUGGCAGUGAGGAGAGAGUUCAGGUUGCAUUAGAGGAGUUGCAGGAUCUUAAGGGUGUGUGGUCUGAGCUAUCAAAGGUCUGGGAGCAGAUUGAUCAGAUGAAAGAACAGCCUUGGGUGUCUGUUCAGCCACGCAAGUUGCGUCAAAGUUUGGAUGCUCUCCUGAAUCAACUAAAGAACUUCCCUGCACGUCUCCGGCAGUAUGCCUCCUAUGAAUAUGUACAAAGGCUGCUCAAAGGCUACUUGAAGGUAAAUAUGCUGGUGAUUGAACUGAAAUCCGAGGCUCUGAAGGACCGACACUGGAAGCAGCUGAUGAAACGCCUGCAUGUGAAUUGGGUACUAUCAGAGCUAACACUGGGACAGAUUUGGGAUGUAGACCUGCAGAAGAAUGAGAUGGUGGUGAAGGAUGUGCUGCUGGUGGCUCAAGGAGAGAUGGCCCUUGAAGAGUUCCUUAAACAGAUUCGAGAAGUCUGGAACUCGUAUGAGCUUGACUUGGUCAACUAUCAGAACAAGUGUCGUCUCAUCCGAGGAUGGGAUGAUCUCUUCAACAAAGUCAAAGAGCACAUCAACAGCGUGUCUGCCAUGAAGCUAUCUCCAUACUAUAAGGUCUUUGAAGAGGAUGCCCUGAGCUGGGAGGACAAGUUGAACCGCAUCAUGGCUUUGUUUGAUGUCUGGAUAGACGUGCAGAGGCGCUGGGUCUACUUGGAAGGCAUUUUCACCGGCAGUGCAGACAUCAAACAUCUUCUUCCUGUGGAGACACAGCGCUUCCAGAGCAUCAGCACAGAGUUCCUGGCUCUUAUGAAGAAGGUGACCAAGUCUCCCCUUGUCAUGGAUGUUCUGAACAUCCAGGGAGUUCAAAGGUCACUAGAGAGGCUGGCAGACCUCCUGGGAAAGAUCCAGAAGGCUUUGGGAGAAUAUUUAGAGAGGGAGCGCUCAUCCUUCCCCAGGUUCUACUUUGUUGGUGAUGAAGACUUGCUUGAGAUCAUUGGCAACAGCAAGAAUGUGGCUAAGCUGCAGAAGCACUUCAAGAAAAUGUUUGCUGGAGUGGCCAGCAUCCUCCUGAACGAAGAUAACACAGAAGUCCUGGGCAUCUCAUCUCGUGAGGGAGAAGAGGUCCUCUUUAAGACUCCUGUGUCCAUCACGGAACACCCAAAGAUCAACGAGUGGCUGACCCUGGUAGAGAAAGAGAUGCGGGUCACUUUGGCCAAAUUGCUUGCUGAGGCAGUCACCGAAGUAGGAGCCUUUAACAAGGGCACUGGAAUUGAUCUUGGCACCUACAUCAACUGGAUCGACAGAUAUCAGGCACAGUUGGUGGUUCUGUCCGCUCAGAUUGACUGGUCUGAGAACGUGGAGUCCGCUCUGACCACCAUCGCAGGUGGGGACAACAUGGCUCCAAUGCAGGCUGUGCUGGCUAAUGUUGAGGCCACACUGAACCUGCUGGCUGACACUGUGCUGAUGGAACAGCCUCCUAUCCGCAGGAAAAAGCUGGAGCAUCUGAUCACAGAGCUCGUCCACCAGAGGGACGUGACCAGGACCCUCAUCAAGAACAAAAUUGACAACCCCAAGUCUUUCGAAUGGCUGAGCCAGAUGCGCUUCUACUUUGACCCCAAGCAGACUGAUGUACUACAGCAACUGUCCAUUCAGAUGGCCAACGCAAAGUUCAACUAUGGCUUUGAGUACCUGGGUGUGCAGGAGAAGCUGGUACAGACCCCACUCACAGACCGAUGCUACCUCACCAUGACCCAGGCUCUGGAGGCCCGUUUGGGAGGAUCUCCAUUUGGCCCUGCUGGAACUGGAAAGACUGAAUCCGUCAAAGCUCUUGGCCACCAGCUUGGGCGUUUCGUCCUGGUCUUCAACUGCGACGAGACCUUUGACUUCCAGGCAAUGGGCCGCAUCUUUGUUGGCCUGUGUCAGGUGGGUGCCUGGGGCUGCUUUGACGAGUUUAACCGACUUGAAGAGAGGAUGUUGUCAGCUGUUUCCCAGCAGGUUCAGUACAUUCAGGUGGCCCUGAGGGAGCAUAGCAACCCCAACCGAGACCGCAGCACCCCGGUAACCACCGAACUGCUGAACAAACAGGUGAAGGUGAGCCCUGAAAUGGCCAUCUUCAUCACCAUGAAUCCUGGCUAUGCUGGCCGUUCCAACCUGCCUGAUAACCUGAAGAAGCUGUUCCGCAGCCUGGCCAUGACCAAACCUGACCGCCAGCUCAUUGCGCAGGUUAUGCUGUACUCGCAGGGCUUCCGCACCGCCGAGACCCUUGCCAAGAAGAUCGUCCCCUUUUUCAAGCUGUGUGACGAGCAGCUCUCCUCUCAGUCUCACUACGACUUUGGUCUGCGGGCACUGAAAAGUGUGCUCAUCAGUGCUGGAAAUGUAAAGCGAGAGCGGAUCCAGAAGAUCAAACGAGAAAAGUGCGAGCGUGGCGAGGAUGUGGAUGAGAAUGAGAUCGCAGAGAACCUUCCUGAGCAGGAGAUUCUCAUCCAGAGUGUGUGUGAGACCAUGGUGCCCAAGCUGGUGGCAGAGGACAUCCCACUGCUCUUCAGCCUGCUGUCGGAUGUCUUCCCUGGCGUGCAGUACAUGCGUGGGGAAAUGACUGCUCUGAGGGAGGAGCUCAAGAAGGUCUGUGCGGAGAUGUACCUUACCUACGGAGAUGGCGAUGAUGUCGGCAGCAUGUGGGUGGAGAAGGUCCUUCAACUGUAUCAGAUCACGCAGAUCAACCAUGGCCUGAUGAUGGUGGGCCCAUCUGGCAGCGGAAAGACCAUGGCCUGGCGCGUGCUGCUCAAAGCCCUGGAAAGAUUGGAGGGGGUCGAGGGAGUGGCGCAUAUCAUUGACCCCAAAGCCAUCAGCAAGGACCACCUGUACGGAACUCUAGACCCCAACACCCGCGAGUGGACUGAUGGGCUCUUCACUCAUGUGCUCAGGAAAAUCAUUGAUAAUGUCCGUGGAGAACUGCAGAAGAGGCAGUGGAUCAUCUUCGAUGGUGAUGUAGAUCCAGAGUGGGUAGAGAACCUGAACUCUGUGUUGGAUGACAACAAGCUGCUGACCCUUCCCAAUGGAGAACGUCUCAGCCUGCCGCCCAACGUGCGUGUUAUGUUUGAGGUGCAGGACCUGAAGUAUGCUACGCUGGCCACUGUGUCCCGCUGUGGUAUGGUGUGGUUCAGCGAGGAUGUCCUCAGUACUGACAUGAUCUUCAACAACUUCCUGUUCCGCCUGCGCAGCAUCCCAUUGGAUGAGGGUGAGGAUGAGGCACAGCGCAUGCGCAAGGGCACUGAAGAUGAAGGAGAGGAGGCUGCUUCCCCCAUGCUGCAGAUCCAGAGGGAUGCAUCAGCCAUUCUGCAGCCCUACUUUACCUCCACUGGCCUGGUUAUCAAGGCCCUCGAGCAUGCAUCCAAGAUGGAGCACAUCAUGGACUUCACACGUAUGCGUUGUCUAGGCUCCCUCUUUUCCAUGCUGCACCAGGCCUGUCGCAAUAUCGCUCUCUACAACAACAACCACCCAGACUUCCCCAUGCCCAUCGACCAGCUGGAGAAGUAUAUACAGAAAUAUCUGAUUUACGCUGUGCUAUGGUCCUUCUCUGGUGAUGGCAAGCUGAAGAUGAGGGCAGAGCUUGGAGAGUAUAUUCGCCGCAUCACCACUGUGCCUCUUCCAUCAGCACCUAAUGUUCCAAUUAUCGAUUAUGAGGUGUGCAUCACAGGUGAGUGGCAGUCCUGGCAGGGUAAGGUGCCCCAGAUUGAGGUGGAGACUCACAAAGUGGCUGCUCCUGAUGUGGUAGUGCCCACUCUGGACACGGUGCGGCACGAAGCUCUGCUUUACACUUGGCUGGCUGAGCACAAGCCUCUGGUUCUGUGUGGCCCUCCAGGCUCUGGUAAAACUAUGACCCUCUUCAGCGCCCUCCGUGCCCUCCCAGACAUGGAGGUUGUAGGUUUGAACUUCUCUAGUGCCACCACACCAGAGCUGCUGCUGAAGACAUUUGAUCAUUACUGUGAGUACCGUCGCACACCUAAUGGUGUGGUGUUGGCCCCUGUGCAGCUGGGCAAGUGGUUAGUGCUCUUCUGUGAUGAAAUCAAUCUGCCAGAUAUGGACAAAUAUGGGACACAGAGAGUCAUCUCCUUCAUUAGACAGAUGGUGGAGCAUGGAGGAUUCUACCGUACUUCUGAUCAGACUUGGGUGAAACUGGAGAGAAUCCAGUUUGUGGGUGCCUGUAACCCUCCUACAGACCCUGGGAGAAAGCCCCUCUCUUACAGAUUCUUGCGCCAUGUCCCGGUGGUGUAUGUGGAUUACCCAGGCCCUGCCUCCCUCACACAGAUCUAUGGCACUUUCAAUAGGGCCAUGCUCCGACUCAUUCCUUCACUGCGCACUUAUGCAGAUCCUCUCACUGCAGCCAUGGUGGAGUUCUACACAAUGUCUCAGGAGCGAUUCACCCAGGACACCCAGCCUCACUAUAUCUACUCCCCGAGAGAGAUGACUCGCUGGGUGAGGGGUAUCUUUGAGGCGCUGCGGCCUCUGGAGACCCUACCUGUUGAAGGACUAAUCCGCAUCUGGGCCCAUGAGGCUUUGCGUCUGUUCCAGGACCGGCUGGUGGAGGAUGAAGAGAGACGGUGGACUGAUGAGAACAUUGACAAUGUGGCACUAAAACACUUCCCCAACAUUGACCGAGAGAAGGCCCUCAACCGCCCCAUCCUUUAUAGCAACUGGCUAUCCAAGGACUACAUCCCAGUGGAGCAGGAAGAGCUGCGUGAUUAUGUUAAGGCCCGUCUGAAGGUUUUCUAUGAGGAGGAGCUGGACGUUCCUCUUGUGCUCUUCAAUGAGGUCCUAGAUCAUGUGUUGAGAAUUGACAGAAUCUUCCGUCAACCACAGGGUCAUCUUCUCCUGAUCGGUGUCAGUGGUGCAGGAAAGACCACACUGUCACGUUUUGUAGCCUGGAUGAAUGGCUUAAGUGUAUAUCAGAUCAAGGUCCAUAGGAAAUACACAGGGGAAGACUUUGAUGAGGACCUGCGAACAGUCCUUCGUAGGUCUGGAUGCAAAAAUGAGAAGAUCGCAUUCAUCAUGGACGAGUCAAAUGUGCUCGACUCUGGCUUCUUGGAGCGCAUGAACACACUGCUGGCCAAUGGAGAGGUGCCUGGUCUGUUUGAGGGUGAUGAAUAUGCCACACUGAUGACCCAGUGUAAGGAAGGGGCCCAGAAGGAAGGUCUGAUGCUGGACACUCAUGAGGAACUGUACAAGUGGUUCACCAGUCAAGUAAUCAGGAACUUGCAUGUGGUCUUUACCAUGAACCCCUCUUCCGAGGGUCUGAAAGACCGUGCUGCCACCUCUCCUGCUCUGUUCAACAGAUGUGUGCUGAACUGGUUUGGAGAUUGGUCCACUGAGGCCCUCUACCAAGUGGGCAAAGAGUUUACCAGCAAGAUGGACCUGGAAAAGCCCAAUUACAAAGUCCCAGACUACAUGCCCAUUGUUUACGACAAACUGCCCCAACCUCCCACCCACCGCGAAGCUAUUGUCAAUGGUUGCGUGUUUGUUCAUCAGACUCUACACCAGGCUAACAACCGUCUGGCGAAGCGUGGCGGCCGAACCAUGGCCAUCACCCCACGUCACUACCUGGACUUCAUCAACCAUUAUGCCAACUUGUUUAAUGAGAAACGCAGUGAGCUGGAGGAGCAGCAGAUGCACCUUAAUGUUGGGCUGCGCAAAAUCAAAGAGACCGUCGAUCAGGUUGAGGAGCUGCGCAGGGAUCUGAGGAUAAAGAGCCAGGAACUGGAAGUGAAGAAUGCAGCUGCCAACGACAAGCUAAAGAAGAUGGUCAAAGAUCAACAGGAGGCUGAAAAGAAGAAGGUGAUGAGUCAGGAGAUUCAGGAAGCAGUCUACAAGCAACAAGAAGUCAUCAAAGAAAAACAACUGAGUGUGAAGCAGGAUCUGGACCAGGUGGAGCCCGCAGUCAUUGAGGCUCAGAAUGCUGUUAAGUCCAUUAAGAAGCAGCACUUGGUGGAGGUGCGGUCCAUGGCCAACCCACCGGCGGCGGUGAAACUGGCUCUGGAGUCCAUCUGCCUGCUGCUGGGCGAGAGCACCACCGAUUGGAAGCAGAUUCGGUCCAUCAUAAUGCGCGAGAACUUCAUCCCUACUAUCGUUAACUUUUCUGCUGAAGAGAUCAGUGAUGCUAUCCGUGAGAAGAUGAAGAAGAACUACAUGUCCAACCCCAGUUACAACUAUGAGCAGGUCAACCGAGCCUCACUGGCCUGUGGGCCUAUGGUUAAAUGGGCCAUUGCACAGCUGAAUUACGCAGAUAUGUUGAAACGUGUGGAGCCUCUGAGGAAUGAGCUGCAGAAGCUUGAGGAUGAUGCCAAGGAUAAUAAGCACAAGGCUGAAGAAGUAGAACAGAUGAUCCGUGACCUAGAGGCCAGCAUUGCCCGCUAUAAGGAAGAGUAUGCCGUGUUGAUUUCAGAGGCUCAGGCCAUCAAGGCUGACCUCGCUGCUGUAGAGGCUAAGGUGAACCGCAGCACAGCCCUGCUGAAGAGCUUGUCUGCUGAACGGGAGCGCUGGGAGAAGACCAGUGAGACCUUCAAGAACCAGAUGUCUACCAUUGCUGGUGACUGCCUACUGUCUGCUGCCUUUAUCGCCUACGCUGGCUACUUUGACCAGCAAAUGAGGCAGAACCUUUUCACUACCUGGUCACACCAUCUCCAGCAGGCCAACAUUCAGUUCCGCACAGACAUUGCUCGGACAGAAUACUUGUCCAAUGCUGAUGAGAGGCUGCGCUGGCAGGCCAACUCACUGCCUGCUGAUGACCUCUGCACUGAGAAUGCAAUCAUGCUCAAGAGAUUCAACAGGUAUCCCUUGAUUAUUGAUCCCUCUGGUCAGGCCACGGAGUUCAUAAUGAAUGAAUAUAAGGAUCGCAAGAUCACUCGUACUAGCUUCUUGGACGAUGCGUUUAGGAAAAACUUGGAAAGCGCGCUGAGAUUUGGCAACCCUCUGCUGGUGCAGGACGUGGAGAGCUACGACCCUAUCCUGAACCCUGUGCUCAACCGAGAGGUGCGCAGAACUGGUGGACGAGUCCUUAUCACCCUUGGAGACCAGGAUAUUGACUUGUCGCCUUCCUUUGUCAUCUUCCUUUCCACUCGAGACCCAACAGUGGAGUUCCCACCAGACCUGUGCUCGCGUGUGACUUUCGUGAAUUUCACGGUAACCAGGAGCAGUCUGCAAAGUCAGUGCCUCAACGAGGUGCUGAAGGCCGAGCGGCCAGAUGUGGAUGAAAAGCGUUCAGAUCUUCUCAAGCUGCAGGGUGAGUUCCAGCUGCGUUUGCGCCAGUUGGAGAAAUCCCUCUUACAGGCCCUGAACGAGGUCAAAGGUCGCAUCCUGGAUGAUGAUACUAUUAUCACCACCUUGGAGAACCUGAAGAAGGAGGCAGCAGAGGUGACCAGAAAAGUGGAGGAGACGGACAUUGUCAUGCAGGAAGUGGAAACUGUUUCCCAGCAGUAUCUGUCCCUGUCCACUGCCUGCAGCAGCAUUUACUUCACCAUGGAAGCUCUUAACCAGAUGCACUUCCUGUAUCAGUACUCCUUGCACUUGUUCCUGGACAUCUACCACACUGUGCUAUAUGAGAAUGCCAGCCUGAAGAAUGUGAAUGACCACACUCAGCGUUUGUCACUCAUCACCAAGGACUUGUUCCAGGUUGCAUUUAAUAGAGUGGCUCGAGGUAUGCUUCACCAGGACCACAUCACUUUUGCCAUGCUGUUGGCAAGAAUCAAGCUGAAAGGCAUAAACAGUGAACCUUCGUAUGACGCAGAGUUCCAGCAUUUUCUGCGCGGAAAGGAGAUUGUCCUGACGGGCACUGCUGUACCGAAGGUGAAGGGCCUGACUACAGAGCAGAGCGAGGCCAUGGUCCGUCUCAGCCGCCUACCCGCUUUCAAAGACCUGGUGGAUAAAGUACAGGCUGAUGAGCAAUUCUUCAUGUGGCUUGAGAGCAAUUCCCCCGAGUUGUCUGUGCCAUACCUGUGGGCAGAGGAAAAGACAACAACUCCCAUUGGCCAGGCUGUGCACCAGAUACUGUUGAUCCAGGCAUUCAGACCAGAUCGUCUGUUAGCCAUGUCAAACAUCUUUGUGUCCAAGGUCUUGGGAGACACUUUCAUGUCCAUUAUUGAACAGCCCCUGGACCUGGCCAAUAUUGUGGACAGUGAGGUGAAGCCAGGAACUCCUGUGCUGAUGUGCUCUGUGCCUGGCUAUGACGCCAGCGGUCUGGUCCGAGAUCUGGCAGCUGAGCAGAACAAACACAUCACUUCCAUCUCCAUUGGUUCUGCUGAGGGCUUCAACAAGGCAGACAGAGACAUUAACACUGCAGUGAAAUCUGGCAGGUGGGUUAUGUUGGAGAACGUGCACCUGGCUCCUGGUUGGCUCAUGCAACUGGAGAAGAAGCUGCAUUCCAUGCAACCUCAUGCCAGUUUCCGCCUGUUUCUCACGAUGGAAAUCAACCCCAAGGUCCCAGUGAACCUGCUGCGUGCUGGACGCAUCUUUGUCUUUGAACCACCUCCUGGUGUAAAGGCCAACAUGCUGAGAACUUUCAGCAGUAUUCCAGUGGCUCGUAUGUGCAAGGCUCCAAAUGAGCGUGCUCGCCUGUACUUCCUCCUGGCCUGGUUCCAUGCAGUCAUCCAGGAACGGCUCCGUUAUGCACCACUUGGUUGGUCCAAGAAAUAUGAGUUUGGAGAGUCUGACUUGCGUUCAGCCUGUGACACUGUGGACACCUGGUUGGAUGACACUGCAAAGGGUCGGCAGAACAUCUCUCCUGACAAGAUACCAUGGGCAGCACUGAAGACCUUAAUGGCGCAGUCGAUUUAUGGAGGUCGCAUCGAUAAUGAGUUUGACCAGCGGCUCCUCAACACCUUCCUUGAGCGCAUCUUCACCACGGGCAGCUUUGACAGCGAGUUCAAGCUGGCUUUCAAAGUGGAUGGCCACAAGGACAUCAAAAUGCCAGAUGGCAUUCGACGUGAGGAGUUCAUGCACUGGGUGGAGAUGCUCCCAGACACUCAGACUCCAUCUUGGCUAGGGUUGCCGAGUAACGCAGAGAGGGUUCUGCUUGCCACUCAGGGCACUGACAUGAUGGGUAAGCUGCUGAAAAUGCAGAUGCUGGAGGAUGAGGACGACCUGGCCUAUGAAACUGAAAAGAGGCAGCGUACAGCAUCCUCUUCAGAUGCCCAACCAGCGUGGAUGAGGACCCUGCAUACAACUGCCUGCAACUGGCUCCAGCUCAUACCCCUGUCUGUAAACCCCCUUAAACGCACUGUGGAGAACAUCAAGGAUCCUCUGUUCCGUUUCUUUGAGCGGGAGGUGAAGAUGGGUGCUCGUAUGCUGCAAGAUGUGCGUCAGGACCUCACUGAUGUUGUGCAGGUGUGUGAGGGCAAGAAGAAGCAGACCAAUGUCUUGCGAACACUGAUCAACGACCUCGUCAAAGGCAUUCUGCCCCGUAGCUGGUGCCGUUACACUGUUCCUGCUUCCCUGACUGUGAUCCAGUGGGUGGCUGACUUCAGUGAGCGCAUCAAGCAACUGCAACAGAUCUCCCAGGGAGCAGCCAGUGGAGGCGCCAAAGAGCUGAAGAACAUCCACGUGAACCUAGGCAGUCUGUUUGUGCCGGAGGCCUACAUCACCGCUACCCGGCAGUAUGUGGCUCAGGCCAACAGCUGGUCCCUGGAGGAGCUUGGCCUGGAGGUCAAUGUCACUUCUGCACAGGGAGCAGCACUGGAUGCUUGCAGCUUCGGCAUUAAGGGGUUGAAGCUACAGGGAGCAACCUGUACCAACAAUAAACUCUCCCUCUCUACUGCCAUCUCCACUGAGCUGCCACUCACGCAGCUGCGUUGGGUGAAGCAGAACAAUGCAGAAAAGAGAAACAUGGUCACCUUGCCAGUGUAUCUGAACUUCACCCGUACAGACCUUAUCUUCACCGUGGACUUUGACAUCGCCACCAAGGAAGAUCCACACAAUUUCUAUGAGCGUGGUGUGGCCAUUCUCUGCACCGAGUAAAUGAUUGCUUUGUGUCACAAAAAUGAAUCAUUACUAAUCAUUUAACCAUAUGAUUCUUUGUAGCUUAGAUACUUGUGUAACCCAGUAUUUGUGGAAAUGUAGUGUUGAAAUGUAACAGUUCAUUAUAAAUGUAACGGUUUGUUUCUCAUAAAAAAAAAAGAUUAGAAAAUAAGGGAGGUGUUAGUAGAUGGAUCUGUGCACUGUUAGGAGGGUUUAAAAAAAGUAGGGUUUUUAAAAGAAGGAAACUGUACGUGUUUUAAGAUGGAACAAUGAAUGUUGAUUAAAGGUUAGCAUGUUGGAUGGUUUCAAACAAC
Molecule: messenger RNA, 14350 nt
Organism: Pygocentrus nattereri (red-bellied piranha)
Lineage: Eukaryota; Metazoa; Chordata; Actinopteri; Characiformes; Serrasalmidae
Gene: dync1h1
Product: dynein, cytoplasmic 1, heavy chain 1
Exons: 78
Coding region: 108-14036 (4642 amino acids)
Biological process (GO): microtubule-based movement
Cellular component (GO): dynein complex
Molecular function (GO): dynein intermediate chain binding; ATP binding; ATP hydrolysis activity
Source: RefSeq, a predicted model, not a curated record